Messenger RNA from Aspergillus viridinutans, 729 nucleotides. RefSeq names its product ATG3/ATG10 family protein. Lineage: Eukaryota; Fungi; Ascomycota; Eurotiomycetes; Eurotiales; Aspergillaceae. The transcript is spliced from 4 exons. Gene Ontology annotation, cellular component: intracellular anatomical structure. Gene Ontology annotation, molecular function: Atg12 transferase activity. Bases 1 to 729 code for a protein of 242 amino acids. Gene Ontology annotation, biological process: macroautophagy; protein modification by small protein conjugation; protein lipidation. The record is from RefSeq and is a predicted model, not a curated record.
AUGACGUCUCCGUCCAGCCAGGGCCCCCUUUCGGCCUUUCCCUCGCUAACUCCAGAGGAAUUCGCCUGCGCCUGUCGCGCCUUCGUGGGUCGACUCCAUGAUCUGGCCAGCGAUCCAGUUCAUACUACUGGCGCUAUUCUCAAAAUUUCGCGAAGCAUUGAAGACCUCACCGGUCAACACAUUGACGACGUCCCUCCAGAACUGGGCGAGUCUCAAGAACCAAAUUUGUGCGAAGAUGAUCCUGAAGCUCUGAUUCGAACAACCCAGACGAGUCCCGGAUUACAUGUAGAUUAUGACAUCCUUCUCUCCCCCGUAUACCGCGUUCCCGUCCUAUAUUUCCUGUUACGGCGUGAUGGUCAUCCACAGUCGCUAGAGAUAGACGCUGUCUAUCACCUUCUGGUACCGGACCAGUACAGAAAGGAACUGCAAAGUGUGGGUGUCAUGGGUGGCAUUAGUGUUGGCUAUCAUCCUGAAUCUGGUGUUCCGGCAUUCUUCGUUCACCCUUGCAACACUGCCGAUGCGAUGACGCGAAUCGCAGGGUGGCGAAAGAUCACUGCCGAAACGUAUCUCCUCAUCUGGCUUGGGCUGGUAGGCAAUUGCGUUGGCCUUCGACUGCCGUGUGAAAUUUUCGCAACAGAUACGCAAGAACCUUUUCCGGAGUUGAAUCAGGCGGAUUUUGAAGCAAACGACAAACGAUGCUCCAGGAAGUUCUUUAGCGCUCCCUCCUAA